AUGGGUGGCAAGGCCGCUCUGCUGCUGGCCCUGGUGGCCGUGAGCCUGGCCGUGGAGAUCCAGGCCGACGCCGGCUACGGCUACGGCGGCGGGUACGCGCCCACGCCGGCCACCCCGACGCCCAAGCCGGAGAAGCCACCCAAGCCGCCCAAGGAGCACGGGCCCAAGCCGGAGAAGCCGCCCAAGGGGAACAAGCCUCCCACCUUCACCCCGUCGCCGAAGCCGGCGCCGCCGACGCCCAAGCCGACUCCUCCGACGUACACACCGUCGCCGAAGCCGACGCCACUGACGCCGAAGCCUACUCCACCCACAUACACGCCGACGCCGAAGCCCACGCCGCCGACGUACACUCCGUCGCCGAAGCCUACCCCACCGACGUACACUCCCACGCCAAAACCCACUCCUCCGACGUACACCCCGUCACCCAAGCCACCGGUGACCAAGCCGAAAGCCUGA
Messenger RNA from Setaria italica (foxtail millet), 456 nucleotides. RefSeq names its product extensin-like. The transcript has 2 exons. The record is from RefSeq and is a predicted model, not a curated record. Bases 1 to 456 code for a protein of 151 amino acids. NCBI's taxonomy places the organism in Eukaryota, Viridiplantae, Streptophyta, Magnoliopsida, Poales, Poaceae.